This is a messenger RNA of Microtus oregoni (creeping vole), 3032 nucleotides long. RefSeq names its product interleukin 18 receptor 1 (gene Il18r1). Gene Ontology annotation, molecular function: interleukin-18 receptor activity; interleukin-18 binding. The transcript is spliced from 11 exons. Bases 168 to 1790 code for a protein of 540 amino acids. Gene Ontology annotation, biological process: positive regulation of type II interferon production; interleukin-18-mediated signaling pathway. The record is from RefSeq and is a predicted model, not a curated record. NCBI's taxonomy places the organism in Eukaryota, Metazoa, Chordata, Mammalia, Rodentia, Cricetidae.
AGCACCCCCUCCUCCCCCUCAACUCUUUCUGGUUUCACAGUUGUGGACUGGGAGGGAUCACUCUUACCUGUUGUGCUUCUCAAAUGUAAGGGAAGGAGAGACCGCCGUCCCGCCCUACCUGUGAAAGACCUCUCUGAAGAGACACCAGUUGCUGCAGAAACACAACCAUGCAUCGUGGAGAGCUGUUUUUGCUGCUCUGUGUUUUCGCUGUUAGAAGUGCCUCAAGAAAUUGCAUCCGACGCCAGAAAAUUCACACACUAGAAGGAGAGCCCUUUUAUCUGAAGCAUUGCGGCAUAGCUUCAUCUGUGCACAAGAACGAAACAGCCGCCAUAAGAUGGUUCCGAGUCCAUGCUUCCCAUGGAUAUGUAGAGCUGAAUACUCAAAGCUCACCCAGAAUUACUUUGCAAAGUCACUAUUUGGAGUUCUGGCCAGUGGAGCUGGAAGACAAUGGAACAUACUUUUCCCAAGUAGGAAAUGAUCAUCAAAAUUGGACCCUAACUGUCAUUAAAAGAAAUGAACACAGCUGCUUUUCUGAAAAACUUGUGAUAAACAGAAACGUGGAAGUCAAGAAAUCUUUGAGUAUAAAAUGUGAAAAUUCUAGCUACGGUGAACUGAUCAACCACACUUCAUUGUAUAAGAACUGUAAGGAAAUAGUCUUACAGGGACUAUUACGAGGGAUCCAGAAGGAUGCUGAGUUUGAAGAUGGGGGUUAUUACACUUGCGUGCAUUCUGUCCACCAUAAUGGGAAACAGUACAACCUCACCAAGACCUACAAUAUAACCGUUAUCGAAGGGAACAGCAAAAUCACUCCAGCUAUUUUGGGACGAAAGUUUGACACUGUUGAAGUAGAUCUAGGAGAAGAGGUGGAACUUAACUGCACCGCUUUACUGAAUAAAAAUGACCUGUUUUAUUGGAGCAUCAGGAAAGAAGACAGGUCAAACCCUAAUGUGCACGAAGACACGAACAUGACCACCUGGACUUCUGAGGGCAAACUGCAUGCCUUUAAGAAACUGACAUUUCGGAAUGUUGCUGAAACAAAUCUCAACGUUUUAUAUAAUUGCACGGUGACCAAUGAGGAAGCCACAGACACCAAAAGCUUCAUGUUGGUGAGAAAAGAAAUGGCUGAUAUCCCGGGCCAUGUCUUUAUGAGAGGAAUCAUCAUGGCAGUGUUCAUCUCUGUGGCAGCAGUGUGUGUGGUGAUUUUGUGUGUCAUUUAUAAAGUCGACUUGGUUCUGUUCUAUAGACGCUUGGCGGAAAGAGAUGAGACAUUAACAGAUGGCAAAACAUACGACGCCUUUGUGUCUUAUCUGAAAGAGUGUCGGCCUGAGAAUGGAGAAGAACACACUUUCGCUGUGGAGACGCUACCCGGGGUCCUGGAGAAACAAUUUGGGUAUAAGCUGUGCAUAUUUGAAAGAGAUGUGGUUCCCGGUGGAGCUGUUGUUGAUGAGAUCCAGUCACUGAUAGAGAAGAGCCGGAGGCUAAUCAUCGUCCUCAGCAAAAGUUACCUGACCAAUGAAACCAGGCUUGAACUGGAGAGCGGACUCCACGAAGCACUGGUGGAGAGGAAGAUUAAGAUCAUCUUAAUCGAGUUUACUCCGGCUGGCAGCUUCACGUUUCUGCCCCCGUCCCUGAAGCUCCUGAAGCCCUGCAGGGUUCUGAAAUGGCAGGCUGACAAAUCGCUUCCUUACAACUCGAGGUUCUGGAAGAAUCUUCUUUACCUGAUGCCCGCAAAGGCCAUCAAGCCGUGGAGAGACGAAUCUGAAGCUUUGCCCGUUCUUUCAACACCUUGAUCUUCAGCAAGGCUCUAUGUCAGAAGGAACAGAAAAGCCUGCUGGAGGCUGUGCGUGUGCCUAAUCAUAGCAGGGGCUGUCGUUCAAAAUACUGAAAUUCUGUGUUCAUCCCCUCCACUCCCAGUUAGAAGAUAAGAUUUGUCAUUGGGUUGUCAUAGAGGAAACAGAGCCGGAACUCCCAGGAGACUUUGGGACUCACAAGAAAUCAGUCUGUUACUCUUUCUUUCCCCUAGAGCAGUGGUUCUCAACCUGUGGGUCAUGAACCCUUUAGCAAACCUCUAUGUUCAAAUAUGUUUACAUUAUGAUUCGUUAACAGUGGCAAAAUGAGAGUUAUGAAGUAGCAUUGAAAAUAAUGUUAUGGUUGGAAGUCACCACAAGAUGAGGAACUGCAUUAAAGGGUUGCAGCUUUGGGAAGGUUGAGAACCAUGGCCCGUUAGUUAUCUGUACUCUAACCCCACAUUCAGCAAGGGGGUGACGAGACACACAAACUGAUUGAUGCCCCAGAACAAGUUUUUAUUACCUCUCAGGGGUACUUAGUUCUCCACCAGGCUUGGGAGGUGGAAGGAGUAGUUGGAAGACCUUUGUGUGGAGCAGGGAAACAAGGUGAGGGAAGACUCCAGGGACUUGGCUUCUUCAGCAUGAGAUUAGUGAUGCAAGUUGGCAUUUCUUGGAAGCUCAGUGAGACAUUAGGCAAGAUGUCUUACCUCUUCUUUAGAUCUUCCAUAAGACCUUUGAAAGGGAACCCUAAACACCUUUGUUUCAUCCAUGUCAGAUAAAAAUUUAAAUUCAGAGAACUCUUUAGGUCUCUCAGGGUUAGUGACCUAAGGCUUUUGUUGACUUUAUAUAGAUAUUUAUAUGCAGGAUCAUAAAAGCUAACCACGAUAAACAAACAAUGGUUGCUUGUUUUUAUUAGCUGUUUCAAAGGGGAGGGAGUUCAGCAAGGUGGGCUAUUGGGAGUGUUUGCACGCUUGCAAUGCCUGAGUACAGCAAGGAUGUUCCAGAAAAGUCUGAAGCAGAGAUUGUUUAGAAUAGACAUGGUAGAUUUUAAAAGAAAGAAACAAACAAACACAAAUAGGGGUUCUCAAGUAAGUUUUGUAGCUCAAGCCUUCAUGUGCUAAUUGGCUGACAAAAAGUAAAAAGUAAAUUCAACAAAAGCUUUAUGUUUUAUGCGUGAAAACAUAGAGUCAGAAGUUUUGUUGCUUUGGGAGUUCUGGUAAAUAAAAUGACUUAGUUUAUUUUUUU